CACAGAUGCACGCGCACACGGCAAACCGACCGACCGACCGACCGACAUCCAUCUGCGACACCAGCACCAUCCGGCUCUCCAAGCCGACCGACUCUGUGCGCAACGUUCCUCUGACAUCGCCAAUCAAGCCGCACGAUGGCAGACGCAGAGGAAAAGGCGCGCCAGGAGAAGCUGGCCGCCGCCCGCAAGCGCGUCGAGCAAAUGAAGAAGAAGAAGAACAAGAAGGCCGCAGACUCCAAGAAGGACGACUCGGGCGCCACCGAGACACCGCCGCCCGAGGCCGCAGAGGCGGCGCCCGACGCGCCCACCGAGCCCAGCGACAGCAAGCCCGCCGACGCACCGGCUGACGAUGCGGCAGUAGCUGACGACAAGGCCGUCGUUGAGGAAAACACGGACAAUUCCUCACCUUCAGCAACACCAUCUCUUGCCCAGCAGUCCAAGAUGAGGUCCACCUCGUUCCGCGCGGGCUCAGGGUCGGGGUCGGGCACGGGCACCGUCUCACCCGCUCCGUUCAGCCCCGACGGCGACACGGCGCCAGACAUUUAUCGCAAGCAUGUCGCCAAGAUUGAGGAGCUCGAGAAGGAGAACAAACGCCUGUCAAAGGAGGCCACCGAGGCGGAGAAGCGGUGGAAGAAAGCAGAAGAGGAGCUGUCGGACCUGCGCGAGGCCGACGGCGAGGCGCCAGCAAAAGCCAGCAGCAACACAGAGCUGGAGAAGCUGAAAAGCGAAGUUGCCUCACUACAGCGACAAAACGCCCAGCUUCAACAACAGGUCUCUCGCGGCUCAAGCCACGGCCACCGCCCGUCGAUGUCCAUGGCUUCGCCCCCUUCGGAACUGCAGGCCGAUCUCGCCUCUAAAAUCGCCACGAUUGAGUCUAUGGAGAUUGAGAUUUCCAAACUCAAGGCCCGAGUCGAGCGUCAGGAGACGGGGGCGUCCUCCGAACGGGAGCAGGUCACCGCGCUGGAGGAGAAGCUCGCUCGCGCCGAAGCAGCCGCUGGCAAAGCCCAGCGAGAGCUGCAGGACGUGAAGCGCAACCUUGAGCGAGCGACGGAAAAGGCUGUUCGGGAGGGCAGCGAGCGCUCCAGCGCCGAGACCAAGGUGAAGACGCUAGAGCACGAAGCCGAACAGCUGAGGGCAGCCAAGGACGAGCUGGAGAAGAAGGCCGACGGCUUGGACAAGAAGGUGGCCACGCUGACCACCCUGCAUAAGGAGCAAGACGCGCGGUCGCAGACAUUGCGGAAAGAUAAAGAGCGGGCGGACAAGGAGGCGGAGGAGCUGCGAAGCAAGGUCGAGAAACUGGAGAGUGAAAACAUCAAGCUUCGCAGCCGCAAGUCGGCCGAAGGAGGCGGCGGCUUAGACGACGAAGGCGUCGACGAGCUGGAGAAUGAAGAGCGACUGCGUCUAGAGCGCAAGAUCCGCACCCUCGAGAAGGAGGUGCACAAUUUGCGAAGCGGCGCCUGGAUCGAGAAGCGCCGCGAGAUGGAGGCGACCAGCCCCGGCUUCCACGACGUGGACCUGACAGGAGGCAGCAUGGGCGCGUCGCCGCACAAGAAGCACUCUGGCGGCGGCGGCUUCGGCGACUUCUUGACGAGCGGGCUGAACGCGCUCGCCGGCGGAGGCGACGACGAGGGCUUCAUGGAGGACGAAGACGCGGACUUUGACGAGGACGCGUUCCGCAAGGCGCAAGAGGAGGAGGCGCAGAAGCGCAUCGAGAGGAUCAAGGAGAUUAAGCGGUCGCUCAAGCACUGGGAGGGCUGGCGGCUCGACAUUGUCGACAUGCGCCGCGGAGGCGGGGAGGGUGUUGGGGACAUAUUCGAUGUUUAGACUAUAGGUUUGUUUCUGUACGAUGGAUAAAGCAAUACAUUAAGGGCGGCGAUGAUGCUA
Messenger RNA from Purpureocillium takamizusanense, 1884 nucleotides. RefSeq lists its product as uncharacterized. The record is from RefSeq and is a predicted model, not a curated record. The coding region runs from base 136 to 1824 and encodes 562 amino acids. The transcript is spliced from 3 exons. NCBI's taxonomy places the organism in Eukaryota, Fungi, Ascomycota, Sordariomycetes, Hypocreales, Ophiocordycipitaceae.